This is a messenger RNA of Fraxinus pennsylvanica, 375 nucleotides long. NCBI's taxonomy places the organism in Eukaryota, Viridiplantae, Streptophyta, Magnoliopsida, Lamiales, Oleaceae. The record is from the annotation of a GenBank genome assembly.
AUGUUACAUGGAAGGGGCAACAAGAGUAGUGGAGAUAAUUUCCAUGCUGCUCCAAACGUUGAUCACUCUCAAGAUUUUGUGAGAAAGGAUAUCAAGGAAUGGUUACACUGGCUGAAAGAAGAAAUUGGUUAUGAUGGAUGGAGGCUUGAUUUUGUACGUGGAUUUUGGGGUGGUUAUGUUAAGGACUACCUGGAAGCAAGCAAACCUGCUACAGUUCCCCCUCUUGUGUUAUACUUGAAGCAACAAUUUGUCAUCCUUGCAGUGGUUUGGUUUAAGAAAAUUAAAAAGAAAAAAAAAAUCAAUUGCUCUGCAGUUCAGCUUCUACCAUUGACCUGGGCUUGCAUUGUUGAAGUAAAGAAUCUAGUUGAAACAUAA